UACGACGGGGGUUUAGUCAGUUACUGCGCAACGGCCAUCGUGUUAUGUUGUUUUAUCGUCCUCACGUAUAUCUAGUAUGGUUUUGUACGGUUGUAAGCGAAUUGGCGUCUUUUAGGUGGUGUCUGUGCGUAGGUACAUUUCGUUGUGUGAUAUAAAGUGAAACUAAAAUGUCGGUAAUGCAAAUGCAGCAAGCGAAACGGCAGCAUUGUUAUUUAUGCGAUCUCCCGCGAAUGCCGUGGGCGAUGGUGCAUGAUUUUACGGAAGCGGUUUGUAGGGGGUGUGUGAACUAUGAGGGUGCCGAUCGUAUCGAGGUUGUAUUAGAAAAUGCGCGUCAAAUGAAACGCGCUCACGGUUUUCAAGAGCAACGGUCGAGUCAUAAUCCCAAAAGCCAUCGUACAGCCAGUCACGAACAUCAGAAUGGCGACGUAGUUGCUGCUACGAGUCGACAGCAGUCCGGAACGCACCACUCCGCCAGUUACGGCUUACAUCAUUCUAGAUCGGGAAUUUUAGCCACGGAAUAUCAAGCUGCACAAUCGGCCCCUCCUCCGAGAGGGUCCUCUUCGAUGCCCCGUCCGCUGCAAGAGGCUGCAGUUGAUCACGAAGCGAUGGUGAGCCGCGCAACGGUCAGAUUACCUACAGCAGCUCAUAUGACAGCUGCUUCCCAUCACCCCUUGCAGCAGCAUCACCAUGCUAGCAACGGCAGACCUACUUCUAUUCCCCAACAAGGCUUGAAACGUGGAUUAUCAAAUAACGACGAAGAUGACCAUCACGGUCACCAUCCUAACGGAGAAUUAAACGGAGCCAAACGAAUGAUGUCCGUCGAGGAACAUAGCAGUGGCGUAAGACCUCCUCUAACUCGAGGAGAAUCUUUACCCGCGGUUUCUUUGGCGCAACCCUUCGCGAUUGCCGAAAGGACAUUUAAACAGGAAAAGCAUCCGAUUAGAACGCCGUCAUUUGACACCGCAACUGCGUUUAAAUCUAAUGGAUACACGACAACCGUUUCAGUGGCAAGCGGCACUGGUGCAAACUCACACUCUCCACUAAGUACCAGGACAAGCUCACCGCCCGAAACAAAUGCCACAAGUGCAACGCCGACACAAGCCACACAAGGAUCCGGUCAAAGUCCAAUGGCGGCGCUUAUGUCCGUCGCCGAUAAUUUACCUCCAGGUAGCCCUAGAUCUACCGGCGGAAGCCCGCCGACCAACGCAGCGCCAAGAUCCGCUUCUCGAGGUUCUCAACAUUCGCCAAAUUCGACAGCAAGCUCGAGUGGGCGCAGAUCAUCUGGAUCUCGCCAUGUGUCAUCGACAACGGUAACCUCGAGUGAAAAUGCGGGCGGUACUAUAGGUCCUGGGGAGGUGAUGACGGCGGGAACGGACGGUGUCGCUCCGGCCGCUCCACCCGCCGCGAGCCUUAAAUGCACAUUGUGCCAGGAAAGAUUAGAAGAUACACAUUUUGUGCAGUGUCCAUCUGUACCACAUCAUAAGUUUUGUUUUCCUUGUAGUCGAGAUAGCAUUAAAAGACAAGGUGCAGGUUCAGAGGUCUAUUGUCCAAGUGGAGAAAAAUGUCCAUUGGCAAAUUCCAAUGUCCCGUGGGCUUUUAUGCAAGGAGAAAUUGCGACAAUUUUGGGCGAGGAAUAUAAAGUAAAGAAAGAACGGGAGACUUAAUUGCAAGAACGUCUUGUACAAUGUGCUGGCUCUCUUGUUCUCAAUUGAAAAAAAAAUUGAGAAAUUAUCGCAGUACGAGAUGUGUCUCGAAAUUUGUGGAAAAGUUGGCGAAAGUUGGUGCAGCCGUUGGCAUUUGAUUAAGCUGAUGGAUCCGAUUGAAAAUGUAAAUGAAAAGAAGGCUGUGUCCAUUAUUAGUUAUAUUUAGAUAUUUGGGAUAUCAGUCCAUCUAUCCAUCUUGCGAAUUGUAUAAUCUACACCGAAUUUAUUACUUGUUGGCUAAUAUCGCCGAAUUUGUACAUACGCACUGAUUUGUUUUGCGUAAAGGUCGAUUUGUCUGUAAUAUUUUGGGCAAAAGAUGUCACGUGCGGAGAAACCUAAAUAUUUAGUUGUUUUGUGAAUUAAAUAUUGUAUUGGAUGAUUGGUUCCAAAUUAUCGUUGUAAAUAUUGUAUAUAAUACAUUGUCUACUGUUCGAUUGAAAUUGUACAAAAUUAUUUGAUAAGAUUUGCCAGAAUAAAUUUAAUACGCACAACUAGUUUUUAAAGAGACACCUUUGUAUUUGUCAGCUGGUUGUACAUAUCAAAUUUAUUUAUUGUACUAUGAUUAGUUUUAUUUAUUUCUUAAAACUAAUUUUGUGGGAAAGUCUGAAUAAGCUGUAAAUAUUGUAUAUUCAUCAGCUAUUUUUUUAUAUAGUAAACAAAUUACAUGUUUAAAAUAUGAUUAUUGUUUAUUUUAGUGGUACAUUGGGCCAUGGUUUGGUAUUUAAUGAAUAUAACUUUUUGAAAGUAACCUAGUCAAAAUGUGAAGUGAAAGGCACUUCAUAUAGGAACUCCAAAACUCGCUGGUAAAUGUAAGAACGAUUAAUUAAUAAAUUUACCGAGUAAUAAUAACUUGUAUAUUAUCAAAGAUAUAUUAUCCCAUGAUAAAGAUCCUUUUGUUUAUUUUAUUAACAAGAACAAUUUGAAGUUUGCCAGGCGCAAAAUUGUCAGAUAUUCUUGAUAAAGGUAAACAAAUUGUCAGUUUUUGAGAAACUGUAUACUUUGUAAAUAUUUAUAGAUAGCUUUUACAAGGUUUAGAAGACGCAUUUAUUUAGAAAAUUGCCCUCUGUUUUAAUAUAUUUAGUUCGUGUGUUUAUAUUACAAAAAGGUUUGGUAUUUUGGUAAUUGUAAUUUUGGGUUACACGUAAAGCGGAAAGUGGUUUUGCUCAAAUUUUUUUUUAUUCUGCAAGAGGGAUAGUAUGUACUUCAUUUAUCUUGCCUAAUUUUAAAUAUUUUCCUGUACUUUGGCCCUAAUACUAGAACUUGAUUGUAGAAAUGUGCGAAUUUGUGACUUACAGCACAGAUAAUUAAAUGUAUUGACAAUGUCAGUUUUGUAAACAAUGGCUGUUAAAGAACCAACUGACAUGAUUGUUUCAAGCUUGUACAAUCGUUACUGUUAUUUGAUGUCGAAUGUCGAAAUAAAUAAUCUAUGUAAA
Photinus pyralis (common eastern firefly) is the source of this 3136-nucleotide messenger RNA. It is a transcript of the gene Pits, whose product is annotated as interferon regulatory factor 2-binding protein-like A. NCBI's taxonomy places the organism in Eukaryota, Metazoa, Arthropoda, Insecta, Coleoptera, Lampyridae. Bases 168 to 1664 code for a protein of 498 amino acids. Gene Ontology annotation, cellular component: nucleus. The record is from RefSeq and is a predicted model, not a curated record. The transcript is spliced from 4 exons. Gene Ontology annotation, molecular function: transcription corepressor activity. Gene Ontology annotation, biological process: regulation of transcription by RNA polymerase II.